Messenger RNA from Penicillium cosmopolitanum, 1023 nucleotides. Its product is annotated as putative peroxisomal carrier protein. The record is from RefSeq and is a predicted model, not a curated record. NCBI's taxonomy places the organism in Eukaryota, Fungi, Ascomycota, Eurotiomycetes, Eurotiales, Aspergillaceae. Bases 1 to 1023 code for a protein of 340 amino acids. The transcript is spliced from 3 exons.
AUGGCUGGUCAAUCAAAGCCUGUUCUCUCCCAUGGGGCAGCGCAGUUGCAGGCGCAACAGGCGCAGGUCAAGACGAAAUUGCAGGUUCAAGUCAAGUCCGACGGAUCAGAGAAGCAUGAGGGAGUUGAGGUCUACGAAUCUACCAUCGAUGCGAUCACCAAAAUCACCGAGAAAGAGGGCAUUAGCGGGCUAUACUCUGGAAUUGCCGGCUCUUUGCUAGGAGUCGCCUCGACCAACUUUGCGUACUUUUAUUGGUACAGCAUUGUUCGAACUCUCUACAUGUCCAACAACAAAACCCCCAAGCCUCCCGGAACUGCGAUCGAAUUGUCACUCGGUGCUGUUGCUGGUGCCGUAGCCCAGAUCUUCACCAUUCCCGUCUCGGUCGUUACUACGCGUCAGCAGACCCAGCCCAAGGGAGAGAAGAAGGGUCUUGUCGAGACAGCCCGAGAGGUGGUGGAUAGCGAGGACGGCUGGUCCGGCCUGUGGCGCGGCCUGAAGGCCAGUUUGAUUCUGGUUGUCAACCCAGCCAUUACCUACGGUGCCUAUCAGCGUCUCAAGGAUGUCUUCUUCCCAGGAAAGAAUAACCUGAAGCCCUGGGAGGCGUUCUUCCUUGGCGCUAUGUCUAAGGCCCUGGCUACUAUUGCCACUCAGCCUUUGAUUGUUGCUAAGGUUGGCCUGCAAUCUCGCCCACCCCCAGCUCGGAAGGGCAAGCCCUUCAAGACAUUCGGCGAAGUUAUGAAGUUUAUUAUUGAUAACGAGGGCCCCUUGGCUCUCUUCAAGGGCAUUGGGCCACAGAUCACAAAGGGUCUGUUGGUUCAAGGUCUGCUAAUGAUGACCAAGGAAAGGUAUGUCAAAUCACCCUAUCUAUCUUCGGUUGCAGUCGCUAACUUUCUUCCCAGAAUGGAAAUUCUCUUCAUUGUCCUGUUUGCUUAUCUCACCAAGCUUCGGAAGUCGAAGCUGCAGAAGGCUGCCGGUACAGUUGCUGAGCAGGCUAAGACUAGCUUGCCUGCUACUUUGAAAUAG